Messenger RNA from Leopardus geoffroyi (Geoffroy's cat), 4109 nucleotides. Its product is annotated as RAD52 motif-containing protein 1-like. The record is from RefSeq and is a predicted model, not a curated record. Lineage: Eukaryota; Metazoa; Chordata; Mammalia; Carnivora; Felidae. Gene Ontology annotation, cellular component: nucleolus. Gene Ontology annotation, molecular function: protein binding; RNA binding. The coding region runs from base 576 to 3440 and encodes 954 amino acids. The transcript is spliced from 15 exons.
AUGGAGGGAGGGAGGGAGGGAGACACCCCCACCUCCCCGUGACUGGGAGUCUCAGAGUCUGGCUUUGAGCGCCUCGCGCGCCUUGUAGUCUCCGCCGAGAGGAAUCUUAGUUCUAGAAGGGACCUUUGCAGUCUCAGCCCCGACGGAUUUUUGAGAGGUAACUCUCAACAGCCAGCACAUGUUGCCUUCUAAUGCUUCUCGAAUCCUAGGAUUUCAGAGGGAAAUCUUUUCAACGAAAUGAGAAGUGCUUUGGGUUGCGUGUGCAGGAGGGCUUAGGGAAUAGAAGGCUGUUUUGUUUCCUGGGCGUGAAAUUUCAUGCACUUACUUGGCGUGGGACCACCCCACAGCAUUCUCUGUUCGCAGUAUUCUCCCAGUUUGGCCUUCUGUAUUCGGUCCGAGUCUUCCCAAACGCUGCAGUGGCCCGUCCUGGUUUCUACGCCAUCAUCAAGUUUUACUCAGCAAGGGAUGCUCACAGAGCCCAAAAGGCAUGCGACCAGAAGCAGCUUUUUCAGAAUUCUCCAGUGAAGAAAGUGGUAAAAUAGCUGUGGAAUACAGACCCUGUGAAGAGAUCCCAGAUGCCAGUACUGAAGACGAGCUACAGGAUUUCAUUCAAAAAUUUCCAAGGAAACUCUAUUUCUUACAUUGAUGAAAAUGUAUGGAAGGGAUACCAUUGGGCUGAGAAACUAAUUCUCAGUGAAAAUUAUCUGACCGAAUUACAUAAAGACACAUUUGAAGGCCUGCUAUCCCUCCAGUAUUUAGAUUUAUCCUGCAAUAAAAUACAAUCUAUUGAAAGACGUACAUUUGAAUCACUACCUUUUUUGCAGUUUAUAAAUCUUGGUUGCAAUUUACUCACCGAACUGAGCUUUGGAACAUUUCAGGCCUGGCAUGGAAUGCAGUUUUUACACAAGCUAAUUAUCAGUCGUAACCCUCUGUCAGCUGUUGAAGAUUCCUAUCUUUUUAAGUUGCCAGCAUUAAAAUAUUUAGACAUGGGAUCAACACAGGUGUCACUUACAACAGUUGAGAGCAUCCUCAUGAUGACCCUUGAAUUGGAAACACUGAUAUUACCUAGCCGUAUGGCCUGCUGUCUCUGCCAAUUUAAAAAUACUAUUGAGGUUGUCUGUAAGACAGUCAAGCUACAUUGUGACAGUGCAUGUCUGACAAAUGGCACACGUUGUGAUCAGGAAGUAUACCUAAGGAAUGCAGAAGGAUCAUUCAUGAAGGUAUUGAAAGCUCGAAAGAAGAGCACCAGCACGGAGCUGACUAUUGAGCCAGAGAAGGCAUCCUCAGACAUAGAUCGUGUCAGUUUGUCAGCCUUUAUGAAUGAGCAGCUAGACUUCAAUGACAAAAGUGAUGUCAUUAGUGCACUGAAUUACAUAUUGCCUUAUUUCUCGGAGGGCAAUCUAGAAGACGUAGAAUCGACGCUGUUACCGUUCAUUAAACUUCUGUUUUCAAAUGUGCAAGAGGGAGACAAGCCCGUGGGUCACUCGAUGAACGACACAGGGGACCCUUCUCUUAAACCUGGAUCCAACAAUUCAACUUACAAGAAUAAACUGAGAAAACUCUACCUUCUGGAAAAUUUGUUAGAUGCAGAAAUUCAGGAAAAAAUUGAUGAGGUGAAAAAGAAAGAAAAAAUGGCCAUGCUUAUACAUUCCAGCCUUUUAGGUCCCAAGUUUAAACGUCAAAUCUUUCCAAAGAAAUUGGAAACUGCCCAACCGCAGGAGAAGAGCCUAGAGGAGGUUGAGAGUGUGGGGAAAAAGUUCCUGAGAGUGAAAAAGGUCAUCAAGGGCCCCAAGGGCAUACGGAAAAGGCACUUAAAAGAGCUGAGACGUCAGAACAUCCAGAGGAAACAGAACGCCCAGCCGUCUGUGGAAAACAUGGACAAGGAACAAAGGCUCAGGAGACCAUCCCCAGGGGAGCUUCACGUGGCGCACAGGCCCAGCAAAUUAGUGGGAAGCUCCUUCAAUACAGAGCCUUCGUUCAUAGAGGAGCACAAGGCAGCGGUCUCUUCUUUCCUGAAGCAAUACUCUUUGGGCAGGCCUUCUGCCACCCCCGCUCCAAAAUCCCCACCUGACGUGAAACAAAAAUCAAAAGACUUAGUGUACACUAAUUUUCUUUUAGAAGAUGCAAAUGCUAGAGUUAGAAAUAUGAAGGCUUUCGGACCAGCCUCACACCCCAGAAAAACACACCGCUUUCAUAAAAGUCGCUCCCGUGUGGUCCACAGAACACCCAAGGCCAAACUGAAUCGAAAGUCCAGAAAGGAAAGUUCACUCAGUAAUAGACAGCUGCUUGCAAAGAGGCCUCCAUCCUCUGCAGUCAGGAGCCUCAUAAAUUCCCCUUCACGAGAGGAUUUUUCAUCUCCGGGAGAACUGAGUCCUCAGAAAAAUCCCUUUCCAGAAUUAUUUGCUCCUUCAGGAACUUACAGAGAAAACACUACUGUAGAGAACACUACUGCCCAAAAUGUUUCUGAAGAAAAUAUUUCUACAGGAAACACUACUGUGCCAGAACAAACCCUCCCUGAAUUCACAAACCGUAAGAAUCUUUCCACUGCUAAUUCUACUGUUACUGCAGACAACUCUAUGCCGACCGUUAAACAAACCAAUGAUACACAAUGGGAAUACCACAAUGCGGGCACUGGCUUGCCCCCAAAAGCCACAGGCUUCACUGUGUCAAAGCUCUCGUCCUCAGGUGAUCUGUUUGAAAUUCAGUUAAACCAGCAGCUACAGUCCCUCAUCCCCAACAAUGACGUGAGAAGCCUCAUUUCUCAUGUUAUCCGGACUUUGAAAAUGGACUGCUCUGAGACCCACGUGCAGCUGGCCUGUGCCAAGCUCAUCUCCAGAACAGGCCUCCUGAUGAAGCUUCUCAGCGAGCAGCAAGAAGUAAAGGUGUCCAAGGCAGAGUGGGAUACGGACCAAUGGAAAAACGAGAAUUAUAUCAAGGAGAGCACAGAAGUCCAGAGUGAACAGAGAGGGCAGGAGUCAAGGGAGCUCACAAAAGAAGUUCCAGGCUAUGGCUAUAACAACAAACUCAUCUUGGCAAUAUCUGUGACUGUAGUAGUGAUGAUUUUGAUCAUAGUUUUCUGUCUCAUUGAGAUUCAUUCUCAUAGAGCAGCAGCCAAGGAAGGUAAAGAAGGAAGCUCAAGGGGCUUCUUUGGAUCUCUGCUGCGUAAGAGAUGCUCAAAGGAAAGUGACAAUCAGGAGGGCUUUUUCUGGAGAAGGCGGCCACUUUGGCUUAGGGACAUGUACAGACCUCUCAAUGCCACACGCAAGAAAAACAUGGCACAGAAGCUACACGACAAGGAUUCUUCUGAUGAAGAUGAGAUUUUCAACAAGGAACUAGGGGAGACUGGCAAAGCCACAGCAGAGAAGGCUCAGGCCACAGAUUCCACUACUGAAGAGCUGGGUGACGAGAGUGAGACACUAUAUGAGAUUGUCACAGAGUGAACGCCGUCCUGCCUCAGGCCACCUACAAAGUUUACUUUCCUAUACUGGCUUCUCAGCAUUGCUCGUAAAAUACUUGUUUUUCUCAAUAAAAUGUAUAAAUCCAUAACCAAUUCUAGCCACGUGGUAAGGAACUAAAACGUAAACAGUUAAAUAUUUAUCUACAGACAACAGGGACCACAGGCGAGAGAAGCAGGACUGAAGCCAGAGUCCCUCGUGGUAGCCAGUAUUUCCACAAGACACAGUAUGGGCAAAGUAGGGUGAAUGGGGCGUCUUUCCCUCAUUUCCCUGAUACAGUCAGUCUCUGGAAACUGGAAAACAUAUCUUCAAGGGGCUUAGACUAUUAAGUUAAUUAAGAGCUUAUUCUGGUGCUCUCUCCCCUGGCUCACCAAAUACCAGUUAUUCACAACGCGCUUGACCCCCUGCCCGUAGAGGAUCAUCUCUUUCUGGCCCCUCCGUAAGGUCCUUGGGGUUGCCAGAAUAUUUGGAUCGCUGAGCCUACCUCCACUGUAGGGCUGAGGCCUGUCUUUCUUCCCAAGAGCUCAAACUCAGACACAAAAUGUGUAGUUGGAAGUAGGGUGUUCCUCAACCUUACAAGCUAGUAGAUGAUUCCCAUUGGGUUUUUUUGUUUGUUUUCUUUAAAAAAAAAAAAAAAAAAAGUCCCCACCCUCA